Messenger RNA from Tetrapisispora phaffii CBS 4417, 681 nucleotides. RefSeq names its product E2 ubiquitin-conjugating protein UBC8 (gene UBC8). The record is from RefSeq and is a predicted model, not a curated record. Gene Ontology annotation, biological process: protein polyubiquitination; ubiquitin-dependent protein catabolic process. Gene Ontology annotation, molecular function: ubiquitin conjugating enzyme activity. Gene Ontology annotation, cellular component: nucleus. The coding region runs from base 1 to 681 and encodes 226 amino acids. Lineage: Eukaryota; Fungi; Ascomycota; Saccharomycetes; Saccharomycetales; Saccharomycetaceae. The transcript has a single exon.
AUGUCUAGUGGGAAUACAAAGAGAAGAAUUGAAACAGAUGUGAUGAAAUUGCUAAUGAGCGACCAUGAUGUUAGAUUGGUGAACGACAAUAUGCAAGAAUUUUAUGUCAAAUUCCAUGGACCAAAAGAUACACCUUACGAGGGUGGUGUCUGGAGACUUCAUGUUGAGUUGCCAGACAAUUAUCCAUAUAAAUCCCCAAGUAUUGGUUUUGUGAACAAGAUAUUCCAUCCAAAUAUUGAUAUUGCUUCAGGUUCCAUUUGUUUGGAUGUGAUUAAUUCUACAUGGUCUCCAUUAUAUGAUCUACUUAAUAUAAUAGAAUGGAUGAUCCCAGGGCUUCUAAAGGAACCUAAUGGCAGUGAUCCGUUAAAUAAUGAGGCUGCUGGAUUACAGUUGCAUGAUAAGAAAAUAUAUGAGGAGAAGAUCAAAGAAUAUAUUGAUAAAUAUGCAACCUUAGCAAAAUAUAAGGCCAGGUUCUGUACAGGGUCUGAUAGCGAUGAUGACGAGGAAGACAGAGAAGGGGUUGACGAUAGUGCUGAGGAAGAGAAAGAAAGUGCAACAGUUUUGGCUCAACAUAACGGUAAUGUGGACUCAAGAUAUGAAGCGUCCGAUGAUGAAAUCAGUGACGUUCACUCUGAUGAGUUAAGUGACAUUGCUGUCUCAUCUGAUGAAGAAUUUGAAUAA